Chironomus riparius is the source of this 1284-nucleotide messenger RNA. Lineage: Eukaryota; Metazoa; Arthropoda; Insecta; Diptera; Chironomidae. The record is from the annotation of a GenBank genome assembly.
AUGAAGGAUAUUGAGAUAUUAGAUCCGAACAAUACGACCAAGAAUCGAGAGAUCCUUCAUCGGCUGAUUAUCAGUCAAUUGUUCUAUGAUGGAUUUGCUGCUAUUGCCGCAGAACUAGCCAACAGUCUUCGUACAGAUCCACCAUGUCCACCGAGUAAUCGUUUAUAUCAAAUAAUGAUCAAUGGACUACAGAAUGAAAAGAAAGACAUUGAUAUUGAUGAAAAUCCAGGCAUAGAUCUUGAAUUUCAAGCUGAAGGAACUGCCAAUUCUCCCGAGCCAGCUACUUAUGAAACAGCAUAUGUAACAAGUCACAAACAAGCUUGUAGAUCUGGAUCAUUCAGUUUUGAUGGACAAUUAGUUGCUACUGGAUCUGUCGAUGCCUCAAUUAAAAUCUUGGAUGUUGAUAGAAUGUUGGCGAAAUCAGCACCAGACGAAAAUAGUGAGCAGCUUGGACGAGAACAGCAAGGACAUCCAGUAAUAAGAACAUUGUAUGAUCACACAGAGGAAGUAGCUUAUCUCGAGUUUCAUCCAUCGUUACAUAUUCUAGCAAGUGGAUCUCGAGAUUGUACUGUCAAGUUUUUUGAUAUUAGUAAGCCAAGUGUAAAGAAAGCUCACCGAACAUUUAGUGACUGUGAAGGAGUUAGAUGCUUAUCAUUUCAUCCAUCUGGUGACUUUAUUGCCGUUGGAACUGAUCAUCAUUUGUUAAGAGUCUAUGAUGUUAAUACAGGACAAUGUUUUGUUAGCGCAAUUCCUGCACAGCAUCAUAAAGGAGCAAUAAAUUGUGUAAAAUAUGCUGCGACUGGUAAAUUGUAUGCAACAGGCAGCACUGAUGGAUCGAUUAAGGUUUGGGAUGGAAUUAGUGGACGAUGUAUUAACACAUUUGCUGAUGCUCAUAAUGGACAAGACAUUUAUUCAAUAUCAUUCUCAAGAAAUGGCAAAUAUUUGCUAAGUUCCGGAAAAGAUUCUCUUGUAAAACUCUGGGAAUUAAGUACAAGUCGUGCAUUAAUAGCUUAUACAGGAGCUGGAUCUACAGGCAAACAAGAACAUAGCACACAAGCAGUUUUUAAUCAUACAGAAGAUUAUGUCCUCUUUCCAGACGAAGCUACAACAUCACUUUGUGCAUGGAAUUCUCGAAAUGCAAGUCGAUGUCAUUUAAUGAGUUUAGGACAUAAUGGUCCAGUUAGAUACCUAAUUCAUUCACCCGUUGCACCAGCAUUCUUGACAUGUUCCGAUGACUUUAGAGCACGUUUUUGGGUUAGAAGAACUGCAAAUAAUAAUUAUUAA